AUGCAGAGUCAAAAUUGGAACCGCCCUACGGCCGAACAGCAGCAAGAGCAGCAGCAGAACUUCAACCCACCUUUCUUCAACACCGACGGGCAAUUGAGCCAAGAGGCGAUGCAAAGCAUGUUCCAGGGCACCGCCUCAAAUGAGAUGGCUAACCAAGCCUUUGCCAGCUUUGAUCCGAACAAUUCCAACCAAAACUUUUCCCACCCGUCCCAGAUGAUGAUGUCACAACACUCUGGCAUGGGAGAUCCAUCACAGCGCUUCAUUCCCAACAUGAGUCAAAAUGGCAUCGACCCCGCCGCAUCCGCAGCCGCCUACGACCAUCUCGGCUUCAACGGGUCCGCCUCUGCACCAGGGUCGAGGCGUCAAUCGCAAAAGAUCAACGAUCCUUCGCAACUGGGUCAGCAGAACGACGGCAAUUGGAUGCCAGACUACAUGCAGCAAAAUGGCGUUGAUCCCAAUGUAGGCAUGUCGAUGCGCGAUCCCAAUAACGCUGACUACCGUGCCAACAUGAAUGGAUACGAGCCAGAUGGGCCCGGUUCCAAUAGCAGUGAGGACUCGGGUCAGGGCAAGCGCAGACGCAUGACUUUUGCCGGUGCACCCAUCAACCCAGCCCAGAUGCAAUCUGGACAAAAGCCCAUCUUGAUGCAUCACGACAGCAGCAGCGGCAUCAGCGAUCUUAACAGCAUGGGGUCCACUCUCAUGCAAGGUUUUGGACCAGAUGGACAGCCGUUGACUCGACCGCCCUUCCGCCAUCGCAGAUCUUGCAGCGGCUCCGAGUUGGCGGCUCCGCCCGGAUUAGGACAGCGUUCCAUCAGCAGCAUCAAGCUCGGCACCGGUGGUGUACAGGGUGCCUACGGAGGCGGUCUUGGCUAUCCGCGACCACCAUCCAUCUACCCAGCAGGUCAACAACACAGCCACUCGUUCGCCGGUUCCCAGGCUCUAUCGGCGCUCGGAGGACACGCUGCAAGCCAUCCUCCUGGUCUCGGCAGUCAGAUCCUCCGCGGCGUCGAUGUCAGUGCGAGCGGUUCUUCGGCGGCGACUGAUUUCACCAAGCGCAAGGGCUGGACAGGACGUGUCGUGGAAGAGUUGCUCGAUUUCGUCCAUGUGUUGGAUCCUGAAGGCACCGUCCUCUUUGCCAGCCCAAGUGUGCAAGGAUUGACAGGGUGGACGAGCGAAGAGCUGAAAGGACGCAAGCUUACAGAGUUCAUCCACCCUCAGGAUGUCGCCUCGUUCGAACGCGAGAUUGACCGGAUGCGUAGCAGCAAGGGCGAGCUCUUGACCUACUACCGCUUCAAGACCAAGCCCAAAUCGAUGCGUUCCUCCAACAAGAAGGGCGAAAAGUCUUCCUCGAACGACAACGACUCGUCCGCAGGGGACACUGCCGAGGAGAAGGAACGAAGCAACGAGCGUCGCAGUGAGAUGGAGCAUGGCGAUGCUUUCACGCGCGAUGGCGACUACAUUGUGUUUGAGGCGACAGGCCACCCUUACUUCCCGCCAGAGCCAGCACCUGCGACAGGCACCAAUGGGGCGGGCGAUGCAGCAUCUAAGGAAAAAAACGGCGAGCAAGCAGACGACGACGACAAUGCUGCUUCCAACGGAGCGGACGGCGAGCCGAAAAAGCGCAAGGUCAAGGCUGAGAACAUGGCGCCUAACCUUUCAACCUCGUCGAAAGCUGCGCAUCCGCUCAGCCAGGAACAACCGCUGCAAACAGCGACAAGUGACGCCACCACUUCUUCACGCUCGCAGCUGCAGUGCUUCUUCUGCUCGGCAAGACCGUACCCGAGCAAAAACACGAGCAUGCUUGACUCUUUCCUCGAACUCAAGCUUGAGAAUGAGAAAUUGCGUCUGCUCAUCGCCGAUAUGGACUUGACUGGCCCAGAUCACGACCAAGGUCGCUCCUUCGCCGCUGCCUACCAUCCGGAUUUGCUCAAGCAAGAGCUCGAGAACGACGCUAUGGCUGGAGGCUGGGUGAAUCCGGUCAACCCGAUGUUUGGCGCUGCUGCUAUCCGGCCCGACGGGCGCAUUCUGCAAGGACAGCAGGCUGGUCAACAGCCAGGUCAUGCUUCGCGGCAAAACUCGAUCGGGUCGCAUCCGACAAGUCCGCUCAUGCGCACCAACAACGCCCGGGACGACGUGUUGGCCGGUCUCGGCGUCUCUACAGGCGACGAGUCGGACGAGGAAGCCUCAGCAAGCCAGAACAACACCAGCGGGGCAGGUGCGGAUGGAGCAGCGAAUCCGGCGGAUGACGCACGACGCAAGAAGAAGCCCAAGCAGGACGAUGGCGAUCACGUCUGCACGGAUUGUGGACGUGUCGACUCGCCCGAAUGGCGUAAAGGUCCCUUGGGACCAAAGACGCUCUGCAACGCUUGUGGUCUGCGAUGGGCCAAGAAGAUCAAACGCAAGGGCGGUGAUCCCAACUUGGCAGCUGGUUCGAUGAUGGUUCAAGGUGGUGGCAUGACACCUGCAAGCGGUGUCGGUAUGAACGUGGGUAUGGGUGCGCACAUGAUGCCACCCGGUCACUCUAUGCCUCACGGUCACCCUCAUCCUUUCAACAGAGCGGACAGCGGUCAGCUUCAGGGUAUCCAGAUGGUGCCGCCUGGGAUGAACAUGCAGGGCAUGAUGGCAGGCUCGCCGAGCGGCUUUGCGAAUCGAGGCUCGCUUGACGGCAAUCCGCACCAGCAUCAAGGCAGCGGCAUGAACAGCAUGGGCGGAGGCAACAUGUGA
Molecule: messenger RNA, 2724 nt
Organism: Ustilago hordei
Lineage: Eukaryota; Fungi; Basidiomycota; Ustilaginomycetes; Ustilaginales; Ustilaginaceae
Exons: 1
Coding region: 1-2724 (907 amino acids)
Biological process (GO): regulation of DNA-templated transcription
Molecular function (GO): zinc ion binding; sequence-specific DNA binding; protein binding
Source: RefSeq, a predicted model, not a curated record